Molecule: messenger RNA, 930 nt
Organism: Acanthosepion pharaonis
Lineage: Eukaryota; Metazoa; Mollusca; Cephalopoda; Sepiida; Sepiidae
Source: the annotation of a GenBank genome assembly
AUGCCAAUAAAUUUCUUUGCAGUUACUGCGCAGUUCUGUCUCUCUCUCUACCUAUCUAAAUCUAUUCAUAUGUAUUUUAUUAUCUAUCUAUCUAUCUAUCUAUCUAUCUAUCUAUCUAUAACUUUUCUAUCUAUCUAUCUAUCUAUCACUUUUCAUAUAUUCCUAUUAACAUUUUAUGUCUUUCUAUAUAGAUAUCAAUCUAUCUAUCUAUCUAUCUAUCUAUCUAUCUAUCUAUCAGUAAUUAUUCAUAUCUGUCUAUCCUUCUAUCAGUCUAUAAUUUUUUGCAUCUAUCUAUUUAAAUUUUCAUAUCUAUCUAUCUAUCUAUCUAUCUAUCUAUCUAUCUAUCUAUCUAUAACUUUUCAUAUAUUCCUAUUAACAUUUUAUGUCUUUCUAUAUAGAGAUCAAUCUAUCUAUGUAUCUGUCUAUCUAUCUAUGUAUCCUUCAGUAAUUAUUCAUAUCUGUCUAUCCUUCUAUCAGUCUAUAAUUUUUUGCAUCUAUCUAUUUAAAUUUUCAUAUCUAUCUAUCUAUCUAUCUAUCUAUCUAUCUAUCAGUAAUUAUUCAUAUCUAGAUCAAUCUAUCUAUGUAUCUGUCUAUCUAUCUAUCUAUCCAUCAGUAAUUAUUCGUAUCUGUCUAUCCUUCUCUCAGUCUAUAACUUUUUGCAUCUAUCUAUUUAAAUUUUCAUAUCUAUCUAUCUAUCUAUCUAUCUAUCUAUCUAUCUAUCUAUUAGUAAUUUUCGUAUAUAUCUAUGUAUCCCUCUAUCAAUCUAUAUCUUUUCAUAUCUAUCUAUCUAUCUAUCUAUCUAUCUAUCUAUCUAUCUAUCUAUCUAUCUAUCUACCACCUUCCAUAUCUAUAUACCUAUUUAUCUUACUUUGUUCAUAUCUAUUAAUCUUAGCUUUUUAUGUUAUCAUAUCACAUUCGUUCUCUUUAUAA